Molecule: messenger RNA, 446 nt
Organism: Aspergillus versicolor CBS 583.65
Lineage: Eukaryota; Fungi; Ascomycota; Eurotiomycetes; Eurotiales; Aspergillaceae
Product: bZIP transcription factor
Exons: 2
Coding region: 15-353 (112 amino acids)
Biological process (GO): regulation of DNA-templated transcription
Molecular function (GO): DNA-binding transcription factor activity
Source: RefSeq, a predicted model, not a curated record
GUAAAAUAUACACCAUGCCACGACCAAAACGCAAAACCAAGGCCGAAGACCUCGCUAGGAUACGGCGCAACCAGCGUAACUCCCGAGAUCGCAAGAAAGAGCGUGUCCUAGAACUAGAGCGACGAGUCGAGCAGCUCGAGGCUGCAGCGACUGAAGCCUCAGUCCAGAGUCUGGAACAUGAGAAUCGCACCCUGAGAGGACUAUUGGAGUCUGUUGGGUUUGAUGGGAUGUCGUUGAAUAGCUAUCUCCACGGUCCUGCUACUGCUUCUUCCUCUGGUCACGACCUUGCACUUGCUGCAGAUUCGUCUGAGAUGCAGUUUAUGGGCUUGGAGGUCGGGCCUCCAACUGUAUGACUCUGAGACUCCUACAGCAUUAAUAAAGGCUACUAAGCUGGGUAGAUCUCUGGUAUUCUAGGUGACGAGGCUGCUCUACAACCACUAUCCUCC